Messenger RNA from Peronospora matthiolae, 498 nucleotides. The record is from the annotation of a GenBank genome assembly. Lineage: Eukaryota; Oomycota; Peronosporomycetes; Peronosporales; Peronosporaceae.
AUGCGUGCGGCCGCGGAAAGUGCCUCUCGCGCCUCGGCAGCAGGCGAUUCGUCACCUGUUGUCAUGAAUCCUUCACGUGGUGAGUCGCCACGUGCGACCGGUACAUCCGCUGCCUCUGCAGUGGGUACUGCGAGUCGUAAUCAAGACGAGUCUGAGAUAGAGCUCAUCUAUUCUGGCGAGUUGGAUGAUGCAUCCGACUCGAAGGCGACGCCUCACGCCUCCGGAUCACCCGGGGCGGACACUGCAAGAGCCAGGCUGACUGGCUCUGGUCAGCGCGGCGGUAUCAUGGCUGAGAUCUUCGGAUCGAGUGAUUAUUCCGAUGAAUCUCCUCCUCACACAAGUCCGUAUAUCGAUAGGACGCGUGGUGAUGGUGGUGAUGCACCCAUGCAUCACCAAGGGCCAAUCAAUUCAAGGGAUCGGGGCAACACUGGUGCCAGUGCUCAUGCUGGCACCAAUCAAGAGGCCAGGGACCAAAAUGCCCUGCGCCACGCUCCUUAA